AUGGCUCUGUUUCAAUUGCGCGAGAUUCUCUGUUCGCCAAGCAUUCUUGCCCUGUGCUUCUCUAUUCAUGUCAUUGGUGGUGUGUUCUACAGGCUCAUCUUGCACCCGCUUAGAAAGAUUCCUGGCCCGUGGUACGCUGCAGCAACAUACUGGUACGAAUUCUACCAAGAUGUGAUUCUCAACGGCAACUACGUGAAGGAGUACCCUGAUCUUCACGCCAAGUACGGCCCAGUCGUCCGGGUGUCUCCUAGUCGUGUGCAUGUCAGUGAUCCAGAUUACUUCAGGGAGCCUUACGGAAGUGGCACGAAAUACACCAAGGAUCCCGACUUCUUCCAGAGCGCGGGUGGCAUUAAGUACUCCAUCAUCAUGUUGAUUGAUCCCGAGGUUCACAAAGAACGAAAGAAUACGGUUCAAUCCCUCUUCUCGACCAAGCAUGUGGACCACCUGGCGCCUGUCGCUUUAGAUAUUGUGCAGAGAGCCAUGGCAAAAGCACAGCGCGCCUUCGAGAACGACCAGUCGAUCAACUUACAACCAUUUUACCAAUGCAUUACUGUUGACACCAUCAUGCCUGUUCUAUUCGACAGACAAUUGAACUUUGUUGAUUCUGACGAAGACGAGCCACCGUUUUUGAGCAUGCUAGCCAAGUUCGUCGACCAAUUCUUUCUAACCAAGCACUUUCCCAUGAUCAGCCACAUCGCUAUGAGUCUACCCCUCAGUGUAGCAAGGAUAAUUUUGCCGGAUUACGUCGUUUUUCGAGAGCAAUGCACCACGUGGAUCAAAGAAGACGAGGAGAAACAGCGAAGCGGCAAAACGACUACGGAUGACGGCCGUAACACCUAUUUCGGUCUUCUCCUAGAGGCAGAAAAGACCAAAGUGUCUCACAAGCUCAGCCAAGACGCACUCGUCGACGAAGCACUGUCUGUGUGUUUUGCCGGCACUGAUACGAACAGCAUUGCUCUUAGCUUUGGCACAUACUUCUUGCUGAGGAACCCGGAUAAGCUUGAGAAGAUGCUGGAAGAGUUGAAAGACGCUCCUACGAAUACUGAUGGUCUCUAUGAGUACCAAACUGUUUCGAAACUGCCAUACCUUACCGCAGUCAUCAAGGAGAUACUUCGUCUCGGAUCUCCAGUACCUGGCAUCAUUCCGCGCAGAGUCCCUGCUGGCGGCGCUGCCGUCGGAGGACAUUUUCUUCCAGAAGGCACUACCGUUUCGCAGGCCCUUCGUAUGAUCCAUGACAACCCAGACGUGUACCCGGAGCCCGAGAACUUCGUCCCUGAGAGAUGGCUUGGUAAAGCCGGCUGGGAACUGGAGAAAUACUAUGUGCCAUUCAGCAAAGGCCCACGAGCUUGCAUAGGCUUGAAUAUCGCAUAUCUCGAACUUUACCUCUGUUUUGCAAACCUCUUCAGCCGCUUCGAGAUGGAAUUAUACGAGACGAAUGAGAGCACCUUCAAGUGGGUAGACAAUGGCGUUUCAAGGCUUUUGAAUCCAAUUAGAGUCAAGAUCAAGUCAAUUAGGGGGGUCGGUGAGUGA
This is a messenger RNA of Colletotrichum phormii, 1530 nucleotides long. Its product is annotated as cytochrome P450. The record is from RefSeq and is a predicted model, not a curated record. Bases 1 to 1530 code for a protein of 509 amino acids. The transcript has 8 exons. Gene Ontology annotation, molecular function: iron ion binding; heme binding; oxidoreductase activity, acting on paired donors, with incorporation or reduction of molecular oxygen. NCBI's taxonomy places the organism in Eukaryota, Fungi, Ascomycota, Sordariomycetes, Glomerellales, Glomerellaceae.